UGAAUUGCGUUCUUCAAAUUCGCAAAACCGUUUCAUCGGUGUAUUGCUACUUUUCGUAAUAACGAUUUUGUGUUCUUAUCCAAUAUGCACGGUAGCACAAACGAGAACAUUUUCAUAUCACGAAAAAUUCGGUUAUGGACCAGAAUCACAACCUCUCAUUUGGAAACAAAGCGUGUACGAAGAUGGUAUGAUUGUAUUGAGGGUCGUCAGAAGAAAUCAUGCCUCAACUGGUGGGAUCUGUUUUUUAGAAAUGCUUUCCUUGAGAAUCAUUCAUCCUAAUGGCACAGUCGAUGAGUUGGAUAUCAAUUUAGAAAUUCAAUCAUUUAAUUAUUGUAAAAGGGGUAAUGCCGAAUAUUUGGAUUUUCAUUUGAUUAUUAAUGAUCAAAUUUUAGUCACUUAUCAUAAUGCAACUGAUCCUAACGAUGAAAACACAUAUGAAGAAUGGGGAAUGAUCAUUGAUUUCGAUGGUAACGUUAAAAGUAAAAUAUCACUUGGAUUCAAAUUUGUUGAAGAAAAUGUAAAAUAUAAUUUCAAGGCUCUUUCAGAACUUAAACCAAGUAGGGAAAUACUACUAAAUAAUAAGAGAAAUGGGUUCCUCAGAAUAGCCGUCAUUAAAGGAUCAAGAAAUACGGGAUGGAAACAAUUUAAGGUUGGACUUAACGGAAUAAUUACUGGAUUAACUGAUGGAAUAAUUGAAUCCGAGAACUUUUCAAACUUAUUGUAUGAUAUUAUUACAACAUACGAAGGUUAUGCUAUCGUCUAUGCAAAUACAACAGCGGCAACAGUCCCAUUGUCGCCUCGAUUGGAAUUAUUCGUCAUUUUCAUAAGUGAUCAUAAAAUGGCGCAUGCUUCUUUGUUACUUUAUCAGAAUCAAUUGCCAAACCUAUCAUUGGGCUCACUUUUUUGCGAUAUUUAUUACAUAAGGACCGGAUAUCAAUGUAUUUUAACGAUAAAUCAACAAGACCCUUCUGGAUCAAAUUUAGAAAAUUUAUUUGACGUUAAAAUAAAUUUCCUAUCUUCUGGUUCAAUCCCUUCACUCACGACAAUCAAACGUUCCUCAGAAAUUAAUGCAACUCAGAAUUGGGACGUCAUGUUUUUACCAUUCGGUGGUUAUAUUCUCAAGAAUGCAAAUGAACGUUCGGAUGAUAUUAUAUAUCACAUACUCGACGAAAAUGGUACAAAAAAUAGCACUUUCAUGGAAUCUAAGUCAGCAAAUGAAAGCCCUUCAGCAAUUAUAUUACUUAACAAUACUCUCCUGAUCCCUAAAACGGAAUCCAACAAUACUUGGGCAUUAACAUGUAUUGAUUUGCCUAAACUUUCUGCCGGUAAAGAUAAUGGAUAUUAUAAUGUAAACGUGCGGUCGACAUUCCCGGAAAUUAAUGCUUCAGUAAAUUCAGAUAUACCGAAUGUCGUAAUUGAUUUUUAUGAUCCGGUAGAAUUAUCGGAUGGAAGUUUGUUGAUAUAUCAAUUAUCUAAUGAGGAAAAAAUAUUACGCCAAAUAACUCUUGGACGAAACUGUUCAUUAACUGAUGAUAAAAGUGUUAUUGUAGAGAUAUUUAACACUACCUUUGAUGAAGGGAUUUAUUUUAUAGAAAUGGAUACAAAUUUCGUUAUAUCUUAUGCUUAUAAAGAACCUUUAUUAGGCAUUAAUGAAAACGUUUGGCAUUUUAAUGUUGAAAAGAUAAAGAAAGAGUAUGACAUUACGACUUCAACAACGGGUUUGCUUAGAUUAACCACAAGAGGAACAAAAAGAUUUACAAACUUAUCAGAAAGUGAACGAGAACAAUUUUUAAAUAAUUUGUUAGUUGAAUUGGCCGAUACAUGUCUAAUAUCGCAAGAUCGUUUGAAAAUAGAUAAGGUUGCUCAAGUUGUUACAAAUGAACAACAAAUAAUUUCUAUAAGAAUUGAAGAAAAUAAAGAAAAAGAUGAAAAGGAUGUCGUUUCUAUAAUAAAUGAUCUUAAUUUUACUAUUACACAUAAAUUUCGAACUCAUAUUGGACAAGGUCAAUUUACCAAAUCCAUAGAGCAAAAUUAUGGGGAUCUAUGGCAAGAAUAUAAAUGGAAAUUCAUAGCUAUGAUUUUGGCCAUCAUAUUAUUGCUUGUUCUUUCAACGCUUGCCUAUAUAAAAGAAAAAAAGGGUAAUAAAUUUGCCAUUUUUCAACUCGGUCUAUUUAUUUUAGACCUGGUUAUGGACGUUCUCUUUGUAACAUAUAACGCCGACAAUUUUCCAGAGUUUAAAACUCCAAGACAAAGGGCAAGAAAAACGCUCACAUAUGAAGACGAUAUUAUUCCCAUGUUGACUUUAACCUCCACGACAUUAAACCUUACAAUUAAUGUCGUAGGACGUUUAUAUAAAAUAACAAUUUCUAUGCUACAUACAAACCAAAUCUUACCUAUUCGUAAUAUCAACAACAAUAGAAAUUUGGAAAUGGUACAAGGAGAUAAUGAUACUUGA
Funneliformis caledonium is the source of this 2455-nucleotide messenger RNA. The record is from the annotation of a GenBank genome assembly. Lineage: Eukaryota; Fungi; Glomeromycota; Glomeromycetes; Glomerales; Glomeraceae.